CUCCUGUGACAGACGGAGCUGGAGCGGCGGGGCGGCGGCGGAGUCCGGCGGCGGAGAUAGCGAGUGGGCGAGUGAACGAGCAGCGACCCGAGGGUCUAGGGAGCGAGAAAGAGCAGGAGGGGAACGCUCGGGCGCGAGCGAGAGAAACCGCGAGCGCCGGGCUUGGGCUCGAGCCCCGGAACGGCCGAGGAGCCCGCCCGCUCCCCUCCCCUCCCCCUCCCCGGGACCGGGCCCAGCGCGCCAUCCUCCCCCUCCCUCCUUCCCUCCCUCCCUCCUUCCUCCCUUCCCUCUCCCUCUCCCCCUCCCCCGCCGGUGGAUGGGAGUGAAGGACGGAAGAGGCCCUGCGGAGGCGUCGGUGCAGCGCUCCGGUGGAAUGAACCUUACUUGUUGAAUAUCUCCUGGUUACUGGUUGGAUUCACUUAUAAAAGAAUCAUUUUCCUCUGUGUGGAAGCCACUUAGUGGCAUAGUUAAUUAUAAACCCAGGGAUUACAAAGCCUUUUGAUUUCCUGAAGGAGGGACAUACCACUAUAUCAAAUAAGCUUGACAUUAACAGCCAAAAUGGUGCUGUCCCAGAGACAACGAGAUGAACUAAAUCGAGCUAUAGCAGAUUAUCUUCGUUCAAAUGGCUAUGAAGAGGCAUAUUCAGUUUUUAAAAAAGAAGCUGAAUUAGAUAUGAAUGAAGAAUUAGAUAAGAAGUAUGCUGGUCUUUUGGAAAAAAAAUGGACAUCUGUUAUUAGAUUACAAAAGAAGGUUAUGGAAUUAGAAUCAAAGCUAAAUGAAGCAAAAGAAGAAUUUACGUCAGGUGGUCCUCUUGGUCAGAAACGAGACCCAAAAGAAUGGAUUCCCCGUCCACCAGAAAAAUAUGCAUUGAGUGGUCAUAGGAGUCCAGUCACUCGUGUCAUUUUUCAUCCUGUGUUCAGUGUUAUGGUCUCUGCUUCAGAGGAUGCUACAAUUAAGGUGUGGGAUUAUGAGACAGGAGAUUUUGAACGAACUCUUAAGGGACAUACAGACUCUGUACAAGACAUUUCCUUUGACCACAGUGGCAAGCUUCUGGCUUCCUGUUCUGCAGAUAUGACCAUUAAACUAUGGGAUUUUCAGGGCUUUGAAUGCAUUAGAACCAUGCAUGGCCACGACCACAAUGUCUCUUCAGUAGCCAUCAUGCCCAAUGGAGAUCAUAUAGUGUCUGCCUCAAGGGAUAAAACUAUAAAAAUGUGGGAAGUGCAAACUGGCUACUGUGUGAAGACAUUCACAGGACACAGAGAAUGGGUACGUAUGGUGCGGCCAAAUCAGGAUGGCACUCUGAUAGCCAGCUGUUCCAAUGACCAGACUGUGCGCGUAUGGGUCGUAGCAACAAAGGAGUGCAAGGCUGAGCUCCGAGAACAUGAACAUGUGGUAGAAUGCAUUUCCUGGGCUCCAGAAAGCUCAUAUUCCUCCAUCUCUGAAGCAACAGGAUCUGAGACUAAGAAAAGUGGCAAGCCUGGGCCAUUCUUGCUGUCUGGAUCCAGAGACAAAACUAUUAAGAUGUGGGACGUCAGUACUGGCAUGUGCCUUAUGACCCUUGUGGGUCAUGAUAACUGGGUACGUGGAGUUCUUUUCCAUUCUGGGGGGAAAUUUAUUUUGAGUUGUGCUGAUGACAAGACCCUACGUGUAUGGGAUUACAAGAACAAAAGAUGCAUGAAGACCCUCAAUGCGCAUGAACACUUUGUUACCUCUUUGGAUUUCCACAAGACGGCACCCUAUGUGGUUACUGGCAGUGUAGAUCAAACAGUAAAGGUGUGGGAGUGCCGUUGAUUGAGUCUCACUUGGCCCCUCCUCCCUUUUUUCCUCUGGAUGCACUCUGAUGAUACCAUGGUUACCCCAUUGAGCUCUGUUUAAAUAAAUAUUGUCCUUUCAUGUAAAUUAUUCUGGAUGUAGAUUGAGCUUAUUAAAUGUUACACACAAAGUAUUCAUGCAUGGUGAAUCCAAAUUGUAUACUGUAAAUUUACAUACGUUGUCUAGAAGUACCAUAGGGUUUAAAAACCUGGGCUGGCAUUGGUCACACCAGGCCUACGAAGGCAGAAGUUUAAUAAAUUGAACUAGGGCACUAAACUGAAUAGUUGACAGUGUCGUUUUAUGUUGGAUUAUUAAUUCCUGUUUUUCUUUCUGCUAUCUGUUGGUGCCUGACUUGAUGGCCUCAUUUGGGGAAAAGUGGUGGUUAUUAGGGCUUUUCUGAAAUGUGUAUCUAUGUAACAUCACUUAAGUGUGCUUAAUAAAUCUUUAAGGAUGUUAGAUAACAGAAUCUUCUGAACCAUCUAUGUAAUUACUGGGGAUUACACAUUGGAAUUUUUGUCAUGACCCAUUUGCCAAAUCAAUAGGAUAUGUUUGUUUUGGCAGCCUAUCAAGCAAAGGCUAGUGGUAUAUUUAUGUAAGAAAAUGAUUGUAAAUCUUGAGUAAGAAAAAUCUCAGCAGCUAAUAGCAAAUCAUUUCUUUCAUUUGGGUCUUCUUUGUAAACAGGUUAAAAAAACACUCUAUUCUAAGCUUCUAUUUUCCACACUAGACAUACUUCUAGUUGUAUUCUCCAUACUAUUAGACUGUAUAGUGAUGUGAUUUCCAAGUAGAAUUUAAUCUUCCCAUUGAGUGUCAUGAUACAAAUCACUUUGUUUUUGAUGUUUUUUAGGGAUGUGCAAUGUGCAUUACAUAAUGAUAGAAAUAUUGAAAAGGUUAUGUUUGCCCAUAUUAAAGGAGUGAGAGAAAUAACAGCAGUUUGUUUUUCAACACGAAUUAACAAUUUGAAUUGUUUCACUUGCAAGUUAAAAAAAAAUUGACAGGAUUUAAUGGAGUGUGCAUAAAAUUGUACUGUUUUUUUCACCUUUUGUUUAUAUAUAAAUGUUUUGUAAGUAUAUGGGCCUAUGAAGUGGGUAAGUCUGUAUAUCUAUAUGAAACACAUAGAACCUCCAUGUUUUAGAAGUGCUAAAAGUUUCAACUAGAAUAAAUCUUGGAAUACCACAACCAUGCUUUAGAACAAAUUCUUUUUGAUCCCAAUGCUUCUGAAAACUGGUUCUGUGGGAAUUUUUCCCAGCUAAAGGAAAAUCACUUCCUUUAUUUCCCCCCUUAAUGUGGCCAUUCAGCAUUUUACACAUCCCUGAUAUAUUGUAUAUUUUGAUCCAAAGUUAUUACUAAGUAGGUUUAAGAAUUUUUAUCCAUGACUUGGAACACCACUCCAUUGUCAAUUAUUAAUAAAGAAUUCCAUUGCUUAGCUAAACAACAGUUUUCUUCCUUUUUUUUAAAAUGAGAGUCAUUUGAAAAGUUAAUAGAAGCAAUGAAAUAAUGACAGUUUAACCAAGAUUUAUUUUUUCUGAAUUACAUUUUAUUCAAUUUGUGUAAUAUAGGAUGUUUUUCAAAUGUCCCUUUUAGUAUUUAAUGGAAAUUUGGUUCCUAAAAAUUUCAAGACAAAGGGUGAGAGUUAAUGUCCUGUAGGUACACACACAGAAUAGGCCAUAUAUAUUAACUAGAAGCAGCUUAAUGUCUAGCGUGUGUCUUGUUUGUUUACUUCUUUGUUUUUAAUAAUUCCUGAGAAAUGUCUCUGGAAGGGAAAGUGUUUUGAGAACUAAUAGCUAUUUUUAAGGACAAAAAUUACAUCUUUAGUCAAUUCCUUAAAUAUAGUAGGUUAAUUUUCAGGACAAUAUUGCCUCAUAACCCUGCUUACAUUGAGAAAUCUUUUCUUUCCCUUGGCUGUUCUGACUAGAUUUUUCUACAGAUGCUAUGGAAAUUAUCUUUGUUCUCAUUUGCUGCUAUUUCCUGUCUUAUUUCAAGAAAUAUAAAUACAUAGAAAUGGUGCAUCUUAACAUUUGUUUGUACAUGUAUAAAUGUCCUGUAUUAAUUCAUUUUUAGCAUGUAGCAACAUGAAUUGUUUAAGGGUAAGCCACAACAUCUAGAAAUCACUCACAGAUAUUGAUAAAAGAAAUAUGGUACCGAUGUAGAGGAAACAAAGCUGCUGUUCGCUGGGUUUCUUCCCCUGCAGCAUACAGUGACUGUCGUUGACAAAGGAGGAGAAACAAUUACUCUAUAAACAAAGUUAUCCUUACUUGGGAGAUUGCCACAGCCUGCUGCUUAGUUGAGUUACCAGACAUCGUCCAUUUAAGAAGCAGCGAACAUUGAAUCUCAGGGAUGGUCCACAAUUGGAUCCAAAUGUAACAAGCCCUGUUUAAAUCAUGAAGGGGGGUGGGGGAGGGCAAUCCAUCCACAAUCUGGAGUCAGAUUUGCAGAGGUUCCCUGCACUGUUGUUUGACACUGCCCUGUCGAUGCCCUUUCUUACUCUGUGUUCUGUUUUCUCCGUCUGCUGUCUAACCCUGUGCCUUGCCUGGGAUAAGGACAAUGAUGAGGUUACUGGUUUGGAUUGUAAGUAGAGGACUAUUAAUUGGUUUAGAGGUUCACUGCUGCUUUGUCACUUUCUCAAAUUGGCCACUUAUUUAAGAAAUAAAAAGCUGGUAGAAUUGCAUCCUCAGAUGAUUAUUGACUGUGUGUGUGUGUGUGUGUGCGAUUGUGUAUGUGUGAAAACAGACAUUCCAGUGCCACCCUAAUAUAAUGUGCCCAAGAAAUUCUGGCUGCACUCUUGCAAGUGCAAGCCACAAAAACUGGUUAAGGCAUCACUUGAAGAAUAGUUGCUGUUUUGACAUGGCAUCUUGCACUUUAGGAGACUAAGACCGUCCUGUUUUGUCUGUAUGGUGUGACCAAUGGUGUGCCCAGAGCACUAUCUGAAAUCACUAGUGUUAGCAAGUCGUCCUGGGCUGUGGAGCGUGCUAUAAUCCUUUGGAAGCUUUGGCUCUAGAUUCACCAAGCCCAGUCUCCUUACUGUCAGUGCCCUGCUUUCCUGUUUGCCUCUUUCUGUUUCUGUGUGAACUUCCAGGUAAUAUCACUCAUCAAAUAAUUUCUUUUCUUUCUUUCUUUUUUUUUUAAAUUUAAAGAAAAACUAUUUAAAAAUAGAGGACACAUUUUUGUUUGUUGACAGUGGUGGCUUGAUAAUCCUUAAGCAACUGAAGUUGAAAGUGUUUGAAGGAAAAGGCACUUAAAAUGGUUACUUUUUCUGUCCAGCUGUAUAUAAAUCCAAUGUGUUGAUUAAUCUAGGUGAUGCAAAGAAUCUCCUGGUAGAGAAGCGAUAUGUACAAAAUUGGUGGAAAAAGGUUUUGUUUUGUUUCCAGUGGGGUGGGGUGGGGGGGCAAGCUGGAUUUACAAGUCACAACUGGACUGAACUGAACUAGCCUUUUUAUCUUUCCACUAUAUCAUGUAAGUAGCUGCUUUCCUGUCCUGCCCAUCCUUCAGGCAUCCCUAAAGUUCACUCUGAAGAUGUUAGAAAUAAAUACAAAAUCUUCGAGUUAUAAUCUGAUCCUGACACUGACAUGAAGGCAAGCAUUGAUUUCAUAUGAACAUUGUAGAGGUGGUAAUUGGAGAAAACAGUUCCCCAGAUUGUAAGAGUUAACUGAAGAUAUUGACACAAUUAAAAAAAAAAUCAGUAAAGGAAUGUAUAUAAUAUUGCUCUUGUGUUUUACAGUAAGAUUUGUUGCUCUCAGACUGUGUAAAACAAAAUUUAUUCAUGUUUUCUGCAUAUUAAAAAUCUUAUUGUACCAAUUGGUAAACUAUUAAAUGCCUAUAAAACUA
Marmota monax (woodchuck) is the source of this 5634-nucleotide messenger RNA. It is a transcript of the gene Pafah1b1, whose product is annotated as platelet activating factor acetylhydrolase 1b regulatory subunit 1. The record is from RefSeq and is a predicted model, not a curated record. Lineage: Eukaryota; Metazoa; Chordata; Mammalia; Rodentia; Sciuridae. The coding region runs from base 559 to 1791 and encodes 410 amino acids. The transcript has 11 exons. Gene Ontology annotation, molecular function: protein binding.